Scatophagus argus is the source of this 8125-nucleotide messenger RNA. It is a transcript of the gene pax5, whose product is annotated as paired box 5. NCBI's taxonomy places the organism in Eukaryota, Metazoa, Chordata, Actinopteri, Scatophagidae. Bases 426 to 1703 code for a protein of 425 amino acids. The transcript is spliced from 11 exons. Gene Ontology annotation, molecular function: RNA polymerase II cis-regulatory region sequence-specific DNA binding; DNA-binding transcription factor activity, RNA polymerase II-specific. The record is from RefSeq and is a predicted model, not a curated record. Gene Ontology annotation, biological process: anatomical structure development; regulation of transcription by RNA polymerase II.
GUGCGUGCAUGGUCGUCAAUGCGCGUGCACGCGUAUUGCAUUUGUGUGUGCAUGCUCGCGCAGGAAAAGGACAGGGCAUGAGCGCACAUUGAGAGAGCGGCUCUUUUACUCGGCGUGAUCAUUUCACGCUUCCCCCCGAAGCCUUUUUUCCACCUAAAGCGUUUAGUUGCAGCUGACUGAGCACUUGCACGGAGUGCAAUAGGGAGCGGAAGGGUCGAAUUAUUUCAACCUACAAACUCGCCCCAAAAGUACUGUAGGACGAAAGAAAAGAGAGAGAGAGAGAGGGAGAGGGAGAGAGAGAAGGGAGAAAACAGUGCCAGGGAGUGAGGGAGGAGAGAAAGGGGAAGAGAGGGAGACACUGGAAAAAGUUUUGUUGUUUUCCUUUUUUCUCCCUUCAUCGCCUCCCCCUGUUCUUACCGGGUAACAUGGACCAGGGGCCCAAAAGUCCUGCGCUGCGACUGGGGAGAGCAGGACAUGGCGGAGUGAACCAGCUUGGAGGUGUGUUUGUAAACGGCAGGCCCCUCCCAGAUGUAGUGCGACAGCGAAUAGUAGAACUCGCCCACCAAGGGGUUCGUCCCUGUGACAUCUCACGCCAGCUACGAGUCAGCCAUGGAUGUGUCAGCAAAAUACUGGGCAGGUACUAUGAGACGGGCAGUAUCCGCCCCGGGGUUAUCGGGGGAUCCAAACCAAAGGUUGCUACGCCCAAAGUGGUCGACAAGAUCGCAGAUUACAAACGCCAAAACCCCACCAUGUUUGCCUGGGAGAUCCGGGACAGGCUCCUGGCCGAGAGAGUGUGUGACAACGACAGCGUCCCCAGCGUCAGCUCCAUCAACAGGAUCAUUCGGACAAAGGUUCAGCAGCCGCCUGGCCAAACGGGCUCAGUGUCGGCUCACAACUUAGGGACGUCUGUGGCUGCCACACAAGUGUCAGCAGUGACCAGCGACUCAGCCGGUUCCUCGUACUCCAUCAGUGGCAUUCUCGGUAUCAGCUCCGCUGCUGACGUGGGCAAGAGGAAGAGGGACGAAGGUUUGCAGGAGUCACCACUGGCCAACGGGCAUGGUCACAGUGGGCGGGACAUAUUCAGGAAGCAGAUGAGAGGGGAGCUGUUCUCGCCGCAGCAGAUCGAGGUAUUGGACCGUCUGUUUGACAAACAGCCACCCUGUCCAAUCCAAUCCAGCUCUGACCUCUAUGUGAGCCCUGACACUGGCAAGACAUCUGAUUAUUCGGCCAUGGCCUCACUAAGUGGUGGACUGGACGAGAUGAAGAACACCUUGGCCAAUCCUGGUACAGGAGCCGAGUUAGGAGCCAGUGUGUCCGGUCCACAGUCCUAUUCACUCGUUCCAGGUCGAGACCUAGCCAGCACCACUCUGCCGGGCUACCCUCCUCAUGUUCCUCCUACUGGACAGGGCAGCUACUCCACCCCCUCCCUCACUGGCAUGGUACCUGGGGGAGAUUUUUCCGGAAGUCCGUAUUCCCAUCCCCAGUAUUCCACGUACAAUGAAUCGUGGAGAUUUCCUAACCCCAGUUUAUUAGUGUUUCAGCAGGAUUAUGGGUCUCUCCUGGGGACGGAAAUCGGCUGCUCCUCCAGUCUCUUCACCAGCCAGGCAGGACAGAUGCAAGGGUCACCGUACUACUAUAGUGCAACAUCACGGGGGGCGGGCCCUGCUGCCACUGCAACAGCCUCCGCCUAUGACCGCCACUGACCCCUCCCUCUGAGAGAAGAGGAGGAUAAGGAGAAAGGGAUGAGGGAGGGAGGCAUGGAUAGCACCAGCACUGCUCAGUACAAACCUGCCUGCACCUGGAUGGCAAUGAGGAUGAAGAUUUCAAGUUUUUGACGUCAGUGAAACCUGUAUUUUCUUUGAUUGACACUUAAGCCAACACAGACAAAAUGUAUGGGUAUUAAAUUACCGGUAAGGCACUGUCAGUAACUGAUUCAGAAGAUUUUGUAAGCACGUAAAUUUGGAUCCUCUCAUUAUAUAUCAAGGCUUGAUAUUCCUACCUUGCUCUUAACCGGUCAUCUACAAAUCCAAGACGUCUUUGGAGCAGUGAUUGAAACGGUAUUGUGAUCUUCUGGGUAAAAUGUUGUGUUUUUAGGUUGGGAAUUUUUUUUGAUUAAAUUCUUUGAACUGAUGAGAGUAUAUUCACUUUUUCAAACAAGCAGUCCUUUUAUGCCCUAACAUCAAUCAAUCAAUUUUCUAUGCCAUGCUACGGUGAAGUAAAGACAAUCCAAUUCCCAUAACUUUAAAUGACCAAAACGAACCAUAUCAUUAUCACGUUAGUCUCUUUGCUAUAGAUUCCACACAUUUCCCGUGAGAUCACAAUACUUAAGAAAUGGGAUAUUCUACUUUUUAAAUAGGAGUCUUCAGUUACAAUUGACCUUUGCUAAGCCCCAUUAGUUAGUGUUGUUUUUCUUGUCUCGCAUAUGCGGUUUACAAUGAUCAUGCUUACAGAUUUACCAUUAAAACUUAGUGACUUUGAAAAACAAUGUGUCCGUAAUUCCAAGGAGGGGUAUUCCAGCCAGAAGCCAUUGAUUUUGUUGACUAAAAUUACAACUCUUUGUACAACUAGUUAGCUAGUUUAUUAAGUUAAUAACUUUAGGUGAAUUACUCCAAAUACAAUAAAAAACAGAAUAGUCACAGUCACAGACCUGAUUAUAUCCAGGAUACACAAUGAGUGUGUUCGUUAUAAACAAGACCUUUUCUUUAACAUUAUUUGUAACCUUACAAGCUAAUGUGAUUAGUUAAUGAGAUCAGAAAAGAAAUUCUGACGUAGUGAGCAAUAUCACAAACUACUUACUUUGGCUAACUCUGCUAUUACUUAAAAUGUUGCUCUUAAGAUCAUUUUUAUUAUUAUCUUUAGCAUGUAUGUAAUUAAUAAUUCAUUAGCAGGCAAUAAACAUGUUAAAGAAGCAAAAAUGAAUCACAUAUUUAAUCAUGUGGCUGUUCUAGACUUCCCAAAUUUUAUCAUACCAAACAGAUCAAAUUCUGAUAAUAAGUUAUUUGCAAGGUUUGUGAUGCUCAAAAAAAUUAUCACCGUUUUACAGCUGCUUCUUACUCGAUGAAAGCUUAUGGUAAAAGGGCUCGUUGGUCCCCUGUGCAUCACAAGACAUUGUAAUUACAUGUUUUGUCAAAGUUUCUUCAAAGCUUGGCACUCUUCCUGGGGACUUGGCUGUGAAUAGAUACGCUUGUUAAGCUAUGAUAGGAUAAUGGUUCUUUGUGGGUGGGGUUUAGCAAAUGGUCAAUUUCAGCAGAUGUAGUCAGAUCCCAGUGUGUCCCAAACUAUAUCCUAAUAUCCACUUAUACAUUCAAAGUGGUUUGAAUGCCACUGACUGACAGGUAGGCCUUUCUGUAAAGCACAGCCUAAAAUCUGAGCCUUCAACUGUAAAAUGAACAAUAUACACGUUGACAUUAGACCAAGAUCAAAUUCACCAGGGAGUGUUUUUGUAUAGAAAGGUGCUAUCCUAGCUCCCCAGCCAAGAUUUAGUCCUGAUCAAGAGCUAUUUAUAAUGGAGGAGACACAGAGUAAUAUAUUGAGAAGCUUUUCUGCGCUGCACUCCGUGAUAUGAGUGAAUGCCUGUAAUGAUUUAUAUAUGUGUCACACUGUUGUGCUAGAAUAGUGAUGAUUAUGAUGACAACGAUGCAGUGAAAUAUGAAAUCUUAAUCUUUCAGUACGAAAAUAAGUCUUUGUUUAUAAAUAUGGUCCGAUUGCGAUUUUCCUGUUUAUAGUUUGUUUCCUGGUAUCAGUUGACACAGAUGCCGUUGAAUAAGAUGCCAUUUUUAUCUGCUUCCUGAAUAUUGAAAAGAAAAGUCUGGAAACAGUAGUUGCAUCUCAAAGUCAAGGAAGGAUCCUCAAACGGCUGAAUUUCAAGGAUUCUAUGUCGUCAAAUGUCGCUGAAGGACUGUUCCAAUGUUCAGGAUGUAUGUCCUCUGAAAGUACCCACAAUUCUACGUGCACAGUCCUUCUUUUUAAUGAUGAGUCAUAACCGGGUGGAGCUCUAUCGUCACCAAAUGUUGUCUAUGCGUAUGAUGCUAUGCCGGCCUUUUUAAAAAUGGUGAAUGACAGCGAAGGAGCAGUGUUGCAGAUGGUGCAAUAUGCAUUUAAAAUGGGACCUUUUCAAUGACGCAAUGAUUCAGUCUCACUAGCCUGUUUCAAAUUAUGUGUUUCAAAAUAAAGAAUCUUGCCAGUCCUCCGUAGGACCCGACUCGGAAGGACCAUCAUAGCAAGGGACCAUCCUUGACUUUGAGAAGCAGUUAGUGGCACCCUCUCUUUCUCUCUCGCUCUCGUUCUCUCUUUAAUCUCCCCAAAGAUGGCCCCCCCCAGUGGAUCGGCUGACUAACUACAAAAGCACAAAGAGACUCAAUCAUCAUUCAAAGGCGCCAGUUAUUUUUUGACUUCAUUUUCAGAAUCAUUAAGUACUUCUUCUUCCUCCUCCUCUUCUUUUUCUCCCCUUUAUUAGUGCUUGUCCUUGUGCUGUUUGCCAUCCUGAAAUGGUUUCUAUAAAAGCAUUGCUUUUUGCGUGAAAAAGGUGAAACUGUUUUCUUUACGUUUUUCUUCUACAUCAGUUCUGCGCUGUGACAAUGUAUGACACCAGGGUUGAGGCCUUACCCAUCGUGUACAGACAAAGUAGGACCAAUUUGCCCAUGAGCACUGAUCUGAAAUCAGUGUGUUAGCCCUCUCAAAUAUUUGAGAGGCCCACGGUGUUGAUCUUGCAAGGGGGCAAUAUUGUCCUUAACCUGUACUUAGCUUCCUGUCUCACUUCUGUCCAUACAAGAUUUGUACAGUAAUCAGUGAAUGAGAAGAGAAGUCACAAUGUCAAUAGCAAUUUCAAGUAUUCACAUUUGAAUUUAGAUUUUAGUGAUGAAGUUUUCUUUACAAUAAAAAAAGACUAAGAGGUAUGUGGUGUUGUUUUAGCCAUUGUCUGCAAGUGUUUACAUAUCUUUAGUUCCUUUGUUUGUUUUGGGUAUGUGUGGCUGACCGUAGCACUCAUUGCUACCGUGUAUUUUUACUAGCUAACAUAUUGGAGGCACCAAAUCUGCAAUGUGAGGCGUAAAAUAUAGCUAUAUAAACAUAUACUUAUAAACACUGAACAAAGCUGUUAGCUUCUCAAUCUUUGUUGUGUCUGGGUUUUGAAAUAGUGAUAGAGUGGAUCCUUUUACAUUUGUAGACCUUAAAAGUUGUGCGCUCACAACUCUAAAGAAGAUUCUUAUGAUGGCUCGCCCGCUGUGCUGCCAGCAUGCACCACAGCAGGAGCCUUUCCUUAUUUCUGUCGUUCUCUCUUGAUCUUUAUGAGGCAUUAUUGAACCUGAACCACACCAGCUGAAAACAAGGACAGUGCCUUUAGUUUUAUAUGUCAACACCCCCCGCCCCGUCGACUGACCACACAUCGCUCAAAAUGACAUUCAGUGUCCCUCUGAAAACUCUGCCUGUGCGAACACAAGGCUGUAGAUUAUGUAAGGCAUUCCACAAAGCACUGGUAGUAAUUUAAGUACUAACAUCAUAUAAUAAUUUACAUACUCUACCAAGAGAAGCAUUGCAUCUCUGGUUACAGGACCUAGCCUUGAUGCAGUGCCCUGUAGAUACACAUCAUGGUUUGGCACUGAUAUUUCAGCCACAGAUUGACUCAUAAGGUUUGUGACAUGGAUAAUGUUGAAAAUGCAAACUCAUCUGAUGGAAAAUCCUCUUAACAAUCCACUAACAAUGUGAAGCUGCUGGAAAAUAACAAAAAAAGCCUAUUUGGUUAAAGUCAGUAUAAGUCAUGUAAAAAUCAAAGCACAGUCGGUCCUGCCACUGAUAGCCUGAAGAUGCAUAAAUGAGGUUACAGUUUUAAUCGCUAGUAUUUCAGCAGUAUAGUUUUGAGCCACCAGUGAGUGAAGAGCAGCUCUUCAGUGAGGGAACAAAGAAACAGUCCUGCGUUGUAAUGACUUUAACACAAGAGUCAUUUUCUGAUGGAAUAGAUAGAGAUUUUAACUGUGCAACUAUUUCAUGAUUUGCUAUGAAGUUUGGUAUAAACAUGCAUGGUUCUCAGAGGACCCAAAGCCCAGGCUAACUGUAGUGUUACCAUAGGGUAGGCAUAUGGUUUUGAGUGAAAAGUCUCAAUAACUUUAGAGGGAUUGCCAUAAAAUGUUGUUAUACACAUUCAUGAUUCCAUCGGGAUAAAUAGCAAUAACUUUGAUGAUCCCCUGACUUUUCAUCUCAACAUCAUAAAGUCAAACUUUGAAUUUGUCUGAUACUUUGAUUCAUGCUGAUGUUGAAGAUAUCGAACAAACUAUACAUUUGCAUGUUAGAACUGGUAUUGUAAGUAUAUUACAAGUACUCAGUGCCAGAGCCACCGCCAUAGCUCUAGACUCUUAUGACAAAGAUUUCCAACCAAACACUCAGUUUAAAUUUUCAAUAUUCUUCCGCUGCAAAUUUCAAGAGUGAAUGUCUGGCUGAAAUGUCUAAGUUCUCUGAGAUAUUCAUGUAGGACCAUGAUAUGUGAUAAAUGUUCCUGGGUCAGAGUUAAACAGGUCCCACCGGCUUCACCAUGAUUGAACACUAAAGAAAAAGGCACAAAAUAUAUAAAACAGCCAAGUAAGUUACAGAUAUAUUAAAUGUCUGUUCAUUAAUUCAAACAGAGUAUCUUUUAAAAGAAUUGCACCCCAUUUUCAAACACACACACACACACACACACACACACAACACUGUAAACAUGAGGAAAUAUUGAUUGAAAGUCGUUCUCCUUGAGUAGGUGAAUCCAGUCCACCAAGCCGGCCAAAUUCAACACCCGUUCUCCAGUGUAGCCAAGAAUCCAGUGAAACAUUAACAGGAUUAUUUGUUAACUAUGCAUCUCAUAGUGACACAGCUUGCCUUGCCAUUGCUUUGACCUAAUUGGUUCACAUGGGGAGAGAAUGGGUUCUCAUUGGCCCGCGGGCGUUUCGAUUGGCAGCCGUGACAUUGACUUGCAGCUAUGAGAGGGGACUGUGAUUGUGGGUGGUACAGCAGGAAGCUUGGCGGGGCCACACACACACACACACAAACACACACAUGCACACACAUAAAUAUAAGAACAGAGGCACACACACCCUCCCUUUGUCCUUUGAGGAGUGGUGAUCGCCCCUCCUCUCAUGCCCCUGUGUUCCCCAGGGGAGGCCAAACCUGCUGUGCCAUCAGAAGCUCAUCCCGUCUCUUUUCUCCCCCUCCCUCAACCCUAAUCUCAUCAUAUCUUGUGCACUCGUCUUCCCCCCAUCUCUCCCCUCUCCCCUCCUGUAGUACUGACACACCACCAGGAUCCAUCAGGAUUAGGAAUAUUAAAAGUAUUCUGUUGAUUUCAGGCCUGUGACCUUCCUCAAAAACAGGUCCUCCCUCUUUCUUUAAACAGUCCCAUUAGUCCUUCUUUCCCUCUCCUUUCUUACUUCUCUCACUGACUAUUCAGACGUGAUGCUCACUGUCCUGUCAGAAAUUCUGCAUGGGAAUGAAGCAGUGGUGUUUUGUGCCAAAGCGAGGUCAUUUCAAUGGCAAUAUCGCUGCCAGUAUUUUUUAUUUGGCCACGAAUAUUCUGCGAGAGUAUACCACAUAUUCUCCUUUCUUCUCAUGUACCUAAAAAGAGCAUUUAAAACACACAAAGAAACACAAGUUUCAGAUCAAACAAAGAUGAUCCAUUUCCAGCUUUACUGCAGUUUACUGUCCAUGAAAAUACAAUCGCAUUCGGAUUCUUUUUCUUCUUCUUUUCAUAUUUAUCCCAGCUCCGAAUCAAAUAGGAAACUGAAAUAAAUGCAAAUGAAUUUUUUUUCUUUAUUAUGAUUUCUCACCGAGCGCGCGCCGCAUGACUGUAUCUCAAUAUGAAUCCAUGAAAAUGGCUACUGCCUUCGUGAAACCUGAGGGGAUUUCAGCAUCACAUCUUGACAGCAAUUAGUGGCACAAUCUGUUUCAUGCUUGCUGAUAUAACUAGGCUCUGGACAGAUCUCAUACUGAAGUGUUACAAUGUUCUGUACAUCUUAAUAUUAUUCAACUGUGGAAGAGGAGAAAUACACAGGACUCAGUCUACAAAAAUCAACUGUGCUUUUUAAGCAGAUGUUUCAAUCAAAAAAAAAAAAAAAAGAUAACAUGAUUUUUCACCUUACUGUGGCCUUUCGUGUAACAAUCUGGA